UGGGGUCAAAUCGCAGACAGGUUACACACAAAUUGAAAAAGUUGUUAGAAAAGUUUAAAAUUAAGUAAAAACCAAGAUGCUGCGUUCUUUGUGGGGAGCACAAAAGUGCUGGGGGCUCAUCCGCAGCAGGAACCUGGUGGAGAUGGCCACCAAACAGGCGCCAGCUUCCUUUGCGGUGACCAAGCGUCACUACUCACCGCCCACUCACAUCAAGCAGUCGGCGGUGGCCAAUGAAUCCGGGACCAUGGCGGAGAUCAAGCAGCAGAUGAUGACUCGAUUGGGCCUGGAGCCCGGCUACAAUCCGCUGCCCAAAUCCCGGGAGCAGCUGCUCAAGUACCAGCCCAAGUGGCAGGAUCUUCCCCCGAGAGCCAUGCAGGAUUCCUUCACCUCGGCCAUCAUUCCCUUGAGCACGGAUCGCACUUUGCAGGACAAGUAUGUGACCUAUCUGGGCAGCGUGAGAUUCGGAAGACUGCUGGAGGACAUGGACAUGUUUGCCGCUUGGUGCUGUCACAAGCACCUGAAGCUGCCCAAUCUGCCGGAGGGAGUUCAUCUGCCCUACACCUUUGUCACCAUCCUGGUGGACCGCAUAGACUUUACCAAUGUCCUGGCCUCGGGCACCCAGGACAUCCGCCUCUCCGGUCACGUCUCCUGGGUGGGAACCAGUUCCAUCGAGGUGGUGGUGUGGCUGGAGCAAAUGGUGGAUGGGAGGUACCAGAAGCUCACCCGGGCUCUGUUCCUCAUGGCGGCCAGGAAUGCCACGAACACGGGAGCCGCUCCCGUUAAUCCCAUCCAGCCGGCCAACGAAGAGGAGAAGGAGAUUCUGGCGGGCGGAGCAGACCGAAAGAAGCAGCGGCAGAUCCUCUGCGCCCAGUCCGUCUUCAAAGUGGAGCCCAACGAUCCGGAGCAGACGCUCAUGUACGAGCUGUACAAGAGGACCACUCCCAGCACCACCUUGGAGCUGAACAAGCGCAUCCUGCCGCCCAACUGCCGCUGGAUGGAGGACUCCUUCCAGAUGAGCACCAUUCCCUCGUUUCCGGAGCACCGGAACCACCACAACCGCGUCUUCGGGGGCUUCCUCAUGCGCAGUGCCCUGGAGAUUAGCUGGGCAGCCGCCUUCCUGUACUGCAAAACGCGACCCAAACUGGAGCACAUCUCGGACAUCAGUUUCGAGAAGCCCGUGAGCGUGGACAGCUUCAUCAAGAUGACCGCCUAUGUGGUGUACACGAAGCUCAACUACGUGCAGAUAAUGACGGUGGCCGAUGUGCUGGACACGCACACGGGCAGCCAGGUGACCACCAACACGUUCUACUACACCUUCUCGGCUCCGGACACGGUUACUGAGGUCCUUCCGCGGUCCUACCACGAGACCAUGUGGUACAUCCAGGGUCGCCGGAAGUUCGAGGCCAGCAUGGGUUUGAAAUAGGUGCCGCUACUGAAUUUUUCCCCUUGAUAUUAAGCGAGGCUCUCCUUCGGGAUAAAUGCUAUUUACCAGUUCUGUGUUUAUAAAAAGCAAUAAAUGUGUACUGUCAGUUUA
Messenger RNA from Drosophila takahashii, 1534 nucleotides. Its product is annotated as acyl-coenzyme A thioesterase 9, mitochondrial. Lineage: Eukaryota; Metazoa; Arthropoda; Insecta; Diptera; Drosophilidae. Gene Ontology annotation, biological process: acyl-CoA metabolic process. The record is from RefSeq and is a predicted model, not a curated record. Gene Ontology annotation, molecular function: fatty acyl-CoA hydrolase activity. Gene Ontology annotation, cellular component: mitochondrion.